AUGGAUGGUAACAAUCCUCAGAAUCAAGAGCAAAAUCAAGAUAUUCCAAAUACAUCCAGAUCACCAGUCCAAAGAGUUCCGUCUGGCCGUGCUCCUAGUAUCGUAUCAAGCUGUUCGACGAGAAUGACCCAAAGAAACUUUUCAAACUACUGGUCUGUGGAAACCUUUACUGUGCAGUUGGAACUUCACCAGCAUGGAGAAUAUAUGUUGGCUCCAAAAUUCGGCGACAGUGAUUACGAAUUCGUUAUGAAGCUUUUUCCAAACGGAAAAGACGAAGACACUGCUGGCUAUUUGUCGCUAUUCCUGCUGAUCAACAAAUGCCCCAACCCUCGCCUUCGAUUUCGCGUCAGUUUUACUGUUGAAACCGCUGAUGGUUCCAGAAGCUGCCAUCUGAACAAGAAUUUGGUCACGAUCAAUCGCAGUGGGAUAGUUACUGCCAGCAAGUUUUUCUCCUUGGAUAUAAUCAAAAGUUCUCCCGGUGUGUACACCCCAAAUGAUGUUCUGACCAUUGGUUGCCAGCUGACGAUAUUCGGAGAAUCGCUCACAUGGACCACAAAUCAGUUCAGUCCAUACUCAAGAAAACUUAACAAGUCUAUGGCAUCUAUCUGCGGAUCAGCUACUCCUGAUAGGUCAUCAUCCAGAAUCAGUAGUAGCACAUAUGAAGGCAUAGGGUUCCAUGACGCACUCGAUACUGGAGCUUUCUCGGACUUCACAGUCGUCGCUUCUUGUGGCCGCGAAUUUCCGACUCACAUGGUUGUCCUUUCUGCUCGCUCGGACUACUUCAGAGCUCUUCUUCGGAACGAGAACACAUUGGAAUUCACUUCGAAGCGUGUGAAGUUUGAGGAUAUCUCUGCAGGAACUCUUGAAGUCGUUCUACGUCAUCUUUACAAAAUCAAAACGGAAAUCAGUCCACUGGAGGAGGAACAUCUGACAAGAGAGCUUGUUUCGGCAGUGGAUAGACUGAUGAUUCCCACGAUGCGAGAUGAAAUUGCGGAUAUGAUUGGUCGGAAUGUGACAGCAGAAAAUGUGGUAACCCGAAUCAGCAUGGCUGACGAGCUGAAUCUUCAAGACACAUAUCAUUGUCUCCUUGAACUGUUUGCUACUCAUAAAAAAGAAGUACUGCAAUCAGCGCCGUAUAUCGAAAUGAAGGAGGUCAAUCCAAAACUGGCACUCAAGAUUGUCGAAGAUGCGUGGUCCAGUUACGAUGACCCAGUUGGAACCCUUGAUCGACGUAUCAUUGAUCGAAUCACCAUCAACUGA
Caenorhabditis briggsae is the source of this 1260-nucleotide messenger RNA. It is a transcript of the gene Cbr-bath-41, whose product is annotated as Protein CBR-BATH-41. The coding region runs from base 1 to 1260 and encodes 419 amino acids. NCBI's taxonomy places the organism in Eukaryota, Metazoa, Nematoda, Chromadorea, Rhabditida, Rhabditidae. Gene Ontology annotation, biological process: proteasome-mediated ubiquitin-dependent protein catabolic process; regulation of proteolysis. The record is from RefSeq and is a predicted model, not a curated record. Gene Ontology annotation, molecular function: ubiquitin protein ligase binding. Gene Ontology annotation, cellular component: cytoplasm; nucleus. The transcript is spliced from 8 exons.